AUGACGCCCUCGUGCAAGCUCGUCCUCCUCCUCCUUGCCAUGGCACUGACGGUCUCCAUCGUGCACGGUUGCGGCGGAUACAACUGCCAGACCCCACCGCCGUCACCACCACCUCCGUCAUGCCCGCCGCCCCCACCGCCGCCGUCACCGCCACCACCAUCAACCAGCGGUGGCUCGUGCCCGGAUCUGGGCGUGUGCUUGAGCCUGCUGAGCGUGCCGAUUGUCAGCCUCGGCGUGUCGCCGUAUGAACCGUGCUGCCAGCUGCUGGGCGAGUUGGCCGGCCUGGGCGCUGCCGCGUGCCUCUGUGACGUGGUCGUCCUCCACGGGCUGAUCCACGUCGACGUCGUCGCCCUCCUCAACCAGUGCAAGAUUCCAUGCGAAUCAAACUACACCUGCCGGCGCUGA
This is a messenger RNA of Triticum turgidum subsp. durum (durum wheat), 405 nucleotides long. NCBI's taxonomy places the organism in Eukaryota, Viridiplantae, Streptophyta, Magnoliopsida, Poales, Poaceae. The record is from the annotation of a GenBank genome assembly.